AUGGCGGGAUCCGGCCUGGGCUCGGCGGGGCUGGACCUGGAGAAGCUGCGCAUGGCGGGCGCCGGCCUGGCUCUCGCGGUGCUCACCAGCGGCGGCGACGCACAAGGUCAGUCGGAGGAGGAGGAGGAGGAAGGAUCCUCCUCAGCAUCCCAUCCGCCUCGGAGGAAGACGGGCGCGUUCUUCCUGCGCUCGAGAGAGGAUGUUGCCUGAGGGGGGCGGGGGGGCGGACUCCCGUCUCGCGCCGCCAGGUGGAACGUGCAGGCGGACACGGCGGGGGAACGUCUCUUCCUCGCGAGGCCUGAGUAAUGGAAGGCCGGCGCGGCGAGGAAGGGCUGAGCGGCGAGGGGAAGGGUCGCCUGCUCAAUCGAAGCCAGAGAAACGGAUUCCUCAAGGAUUCCUCAAGCGACCGGCGUCGUCUCAGGCGAGCUCCGCCCACCGCUUCCCCUCAGCCACUCACUCCCCAGUUACUUCAGAGGGCUGGGCGCGCGCGCGCGCGCGUCUCCGCUGCUCCCCUCGGGUCACGCUCAGGGUCGUAUCCUCGUGCUGCAAGGCGUGUGGGAGGGCUAGAGUAAGAGUAAGGAAUGUGUGAAGCAGCAGCGAGAGCGCCCUGGAGCAUGUGAAGAGUUCUCUCGCCUGAUGAGUCAGUCAGAAGCAGGCCUUGUACAUCUGGGGUUGGGGAGAAGGAGCAGGUUCCCACUGAGAGCCCACUGGACUCCCGCCAGUCUUCACCAUGGAUGGGCCUUUGCUAGUUUGGCGCUGUUGGAGUCCAGCAACUUUAGGAAGGAACCAGGUCUGACCUUGUGGCUAAAAGUAGUCACCUUGGAGAAGCUAAGCAGUUCUAGGAGGCGCCUAGGUGGGAAAACACCUGAGAAUUUCACAUAUGCCACCUUGAGCUCUAUGAGGGAGAAAAAGCAGAAGAGUAAGUGUGAGAGUCAGAAAGUAGGAAAGGCUCCAUUCCUGGUUCACAUUUCAUCUCAGUCAUGAACUCCUUAGCUUUAUUUAGGCAAGUUGCACUCUCUGCCUCAUCCCUCACUUCUGUCUGCAAUAUGGGGAUAAAUGCUGACCUACCAUAAAUAAUUAUUUUAAGGCAGCAACCAAACCAUUAUCUCCUCCUGCCCCCAUGGGCCAAGUUUGACAAGUGGUUGCAGCCACUCACUGGUCAAUCACCUCACAUAACAAAGUCAGGAGGCCUAUUUUUGUCCGCACAGUUUGAAGUCAAACUUUUCAGGCAAAGACACAGCCCACACAUUGUAGACAAUCAGCACAUUGUACGCUGUGCCAAUGAUCAGCUGAUGGUUCAGGUUUGUGAAGCCCAGGGCCAGCUCUUCCAAGACCCAACCAUGACCUGAUUCUGUGAACCGCCCUGAGACCUCCGGGCAAAAUCAUGUCUACCUACCCCCACUCCUGAUUUCAUGUAAGAUGUAGGCAUGGCUUAGCUGAAACAGCCUUGCCAGCCAAAUAGGGCAGGCCUAAUUGGGCCCUUGGCCAGGUGUCCCCCCCGCCCUGCUUUUGUAAGAACUGCCGUGAAAAUUUAUGCAAUGUGCAUUCUAGCAGUGCAUGCCAAGAUUAGGCACAGGAGGGCAAGGGUCACUGGUCAGCAUCAAGGGUAUACAGCACAAGUGCUGAUCUACUGAAGCAUUGGGUCCAAAACACAUUUAUUGAUCAUUCCAUUGGGGGGGGGGAAAGCUAAUUACAGCUAUUUAGGCACUCUUUGAAACAGCACUAACCAUGAAAUACCCUAGAUGAUUUCAGUGUGACAUCAAGGCCCUUCUAGUUCCCUUCCACUGCAAUUAAACUAUACACAUGGCUCCAGGGGCCUGGAUUAGGUUUGCCCAUUUUACUCUGUGAUUCCUGCCUGUAUCUCUGUAGCAAGCUAGAAUGGAACAACUGUUACAUUUAUAACUUCACUGACAAAAGAUAUUUUUCCUUCAUAAGGAAAGGAAAACUGUAUUUGCAGUUAAUGAGUUUUCUGGUAUAACUGGGCUAAUUUAUCUAUUGACAGUUGCAUAUGUAGAAGUUCAGAUUUCUCUGUGUUAAUGGUACCUUAAUGAUUUUCUCUCUCUUUUGAACUUGCCCCUGUUGUGUGUUGUGGUGCAGCUGUGACCAUCAUAGGAACCUAAUAAAAAUAGACAUACAGCUAUUUUUGCCUGAUCAAUUUGCUUUGCCCUUGACGGGACAGAGCCAUCUUUGAGUCUGUAUACUAUGAUGGAGUAGGGAUAAAUAUAUCAUGAUGGUCUUCUAUACAAUAAACAUAUUGUUGAGGGCAGUAGUGGGUUUUCUCCAGCCUAGUUAAGCAGAUGAGUGGAAAGUGUUUAUCACUAUUUUGUUUGUAAUUGCUGAAUGUUAAAACAUUAGUUUAGAAUACUUAUUGGUAUGACAAAUUCCCAAGAAAAAUCAAAAUUAAGGGUUCGAUACAAAUAAGUUUUAUUCAUUGUAGAUCCCUUUAUAUUAAUGAACCUUAGUCAUGUUUAUUAACUGCAAUGGGUCUAUUCUGAAUUGAACUUGGAUACAGCCCUAAGACUGGAUGUUAAGUUAUAACACUGACUGUUUGUUGGAUGUUAUAAUAUUGUCUAAUGAUAGACAAUAUUCUAGCAUCCAACUCUUUUUAAUUUCAACUCCCUCUUCCCUGCCAUUUUAGCAGUCAAAUUUUUGAGCUUUGUUGGAAUACAGGAGAUCCAAAUAAAUUUAUCAUGUGCAACAGUGAAGGCUGAUUGAAUUUAAUUUUCACUUUGUGGGGGGAUUACAUAAAGGCUAGGAAUAAAAUGAGAAUGUUUCAGACAAACUGAAUUUGCUGGAUGUUUGUGUGUGGAGGGGGAAAUUCUAGAACAGCUUUCUACCCUUACACAGCUUUCUCUUUGCCCUUGUUUUCUUGUUCUUUGUUCUGUAGUUUCUGUGGUCAUUUGUAAUGAAAUAAUCUUUUCGGUUUAGAGUGAAGAAUGUUUUGAAGAAUGUUAUGACACAUACCUUGCCUGCAAAGCACCAUGCAUUAUAACAGCACUGUAAAAACAAUCAAUUUAAUAUUCCUUGUUAUGUGCCCUUGAAACCAUUCCCCUCUUCCACUGGCAAAUUGCAUUCAUAACAUACUUGGAACUAUCCAGUUCCUGCAUCAACCAUCAGUUGGCAAAUAUUUUUUGCCCUUUAGUCCCACUAAUUACUCCCUUGUCUUGGUUUCUGAUCUUUACUGUGGAUAUGCUCCAGGGCUUGGCAAGUUACCUAACUGCUGAAGUGGAAGUAUGUGAGUGUAUCUUCAGUGGAAGCAGCCUAACGUAAACCAGUAAAGGAUGUAAUCCAUUUAGUAUGGAAGAGGUAAUACAUCUCUGUUGUGAUUCUGAAGUAUGCCUGUGGACCUGUGUGCUCACUUGGUGCUUGGAGCAAAUUUUUGGAGGGAGGUGCCUAGCAAAUCCCUUCUCAAAGCCUUCUGAUGUGGAAAAUCUUGCUGGUCUGUACUUUCCCUGAGAGAAGUGGCUAUAUUUCCACUCGCCCCAAGGUAGGAAGGUACGUAACAUUAUCACUUGGCUAGUGCUUUAUAUGACAUAAACAGGGUUGUGGGGUGGGGGUUGCCUCUUGUUGGGGAUGACAUCAAUGAAGGUUUCUGACAUCACCAUGGUAUCUUGUAGCAAACCAGUGUCUCUUUCUAGAUGCUUUGCCCACCAAGGGAGAAAGCUGUAGACAUGGCAGAAUAUUGGCAAGGGUUACUCUUGUGCAGCUGAUGGGGCCUGUAAACAAAGCACAGUAUGAUGACAACUAGACAGAUGGCACCAGAUGGCCAGUUGUGAUUUCUGCCUCUAAUCAGUUAAGUCAGUUCAUGUCCUCUGGCACACCUAAUCCCAAUGUUUUAAAACCGAUUUAAAAGUCAUGAAGUUUUAAAAUAAAAUAAUGUUGCAAUGAGUUUUCUUCCAUGCAUGCAGCCUGAUGCAGGUCUCCACUGAGCAUGGAAAACCACAGCACCUUGCAUCAUUGGGAAAAGCAUAUCCGUGGAAUUCAAUAAAAUUGCUUUGUGUGCAUGUGGGUACUGUAUGUAUUGUUACUGUUAUUCCGUCCCACCCUUCCUCCCCAAGGAGCUCAGGGCAGCAAAUGUUUGUGUAUUUUUGUGGUGUUUGUGCUGGAAAUUGGUUACAUCCAGUUGGCCAUGCCCACUACAGGCCUGGGGCCCCUGAAGGGUUGACCAAGGGGAAAUGCAACUUUCCAGUAAAAAAGUUUUUCCCGCCCCUGUUUUAGAACUUCACAUUGUCUAGCUUCUCUCUACAGUGGUUUUAAUACUUUAUAUUUGCACAAAAAAUGGAAAUUAACUCUUAAGUAGCUUCCUUGAUUUCUCCUAGUAGAUGAAAAGCAGAAUAGAAAACUUUAAAAUAAAUACGUUGUUUAAUCCUUGCAAGUUUUAGCACAGUAUACUGGAGCAAAUGGGGUAAUCUUCUGAUAGCAGAAUAAAUGGCAGUAUACUCAGAAUCAACUUUUGAUCUCAUUAUUGUUUGGGCAUCACUUUUAAUGGUAUUGAAAAGUAUUUUAUGCAAUACAUGCCCCAAUAUGGCAAAUUAGUUGAAUAACUGGGACUUGUUUUACACAUUAACUCCAAUGCAGAGAUGACUCGCAUGACAAGAAGAGCUGCUUGUACACGAAGGACCAAAGUACAGCAGGCAUAUACAGAUCGGAGGCAGGUAGCAAUUUGUAUCUGAGUACAGAUGGGAAUAUCUUGGAUAGUAGGAGUUGUCCAAAACAUAUGGAAUGCACCAAGCUGGGGAAGGUUGGACUAGAUGGCGAAAUAGUCUGACCUGGCACAAGGCAACUUCCUAUGAGAAGCGAGUUAAAUCUGGUCUGAGCUAUUGUGACACACUAGGCAUAUUUGUAUUUUGACUCUAUCUGCUUUUCUCCAGGGGAAGUAAAGGUAAAGGGACCCCUGACCAUUAGGUCCAGUCGUGACUGACUCUGGGGUUGCGGCACUCAUCUCGCUUUAUUGGCUUGCUUUAUUCCGGGUCAUGUGGCCAGCAUGACUAUGCCGCUUCUGCUGAACCAGAGCAGCGCACGGAAAUGCCGCUUACCUUCCCGCCGGAGCGGUACCUAUUUAUCUACUUGCACUUUGACGUGCUUUCGAACUGCUAGGUUGGCAGAAGCAGGGACCAAACAAUGGGAGCUCACCCUGUCCCAGGGAUUCAAACCGCCAACCUUCUGAUCGGCAAGUCCUAAGCUCUGUGGUUUAACCCACAGCACCACCCGUGUCCCUCCAGGGGAAGUAGGUCUCUGUAAAUAGCAGUUUCACAGGCAAGCUGAUCUACUUGCAUACUUUGCAGGGAUGAAGCCCCGAUAGCACAACUGCCCACUGUGAUUUGUUAUCAGGUAGCUGACAGAGCUCCCUGCUGACAGAAGUUGUUUUUUUUUUGCCUUUCCUUGUGACCUGUUACAAUGGGAGAGUGGGAUGGAUCUUCCCAUCUUUAGAGCAGGGAAUUAGCCUCCAUGGAUUCAGUGUGACUAUGAGGGGUCAGUAUCUACUGGACUGUUUGAAAUUAGAAUUCAGACCCCAUGUUAAGGAAAUCUAUUGGCAUAAAAUACAAAGCCGCUGGAUAUGUGUUGCAGACAGAUAAUUUUUUUACGUGAGCAUCUGUAAGAUGCUAUGGAAAUCUAGGGAUGCAAAAUAAGGGACUCAAAGAUGGAAGGGUAUAUACUGUACUAUACAAAGGGGAAGGAGGUGAAAGUAAGGAAAAGAAAAGAAAAGAGAAGAACCAGAUUUUGAAGAGUAAGCUACAAAAAUCCAACAAAUGAGCCAAGUGAGUGGGGAGAAAGCCAUGAGAGAGAGAGACAGAAACAGAGAGACUAGCUGCUGACACUCAGUCAAGGACAAGAAAAGAGACAACAACUAAAUGUAUCAAGAAAAAAGAAACAUCCUGCACAACUGGCUUAUUAGUUAUCUAAAGGAGAAAGAGGCCUUUUUUGGAAAACGCCCAUUCAAAUUUCCUGGCUUCCAAUAAGCCUCCUUUUGUCAGAUUAAAGAGAGAAAAUGGUACUUAAGAGGGGGAAAUUGUGCUUUAGGGUUCCCAAUUCUCUGGACAGAAGAAAACAUGAUCAGUGGAGCCAAAUUGCAUUGUCUCAUUUUUGGAACUUGUGCCGUGUGAAACAGUGCAGAAUGUGGUUUCAAUAAACUGGGAAUUCACAGUUCAAUUCCCAGCUCAGUGGGUAGACUUAGGCAAGCUGCUACAUCUUAUGCUUAUAAUCCCCACUCCCCAUCACUGCGAGUUUGCAAUAUGAGGGUAAUAAUAAAUAGCAUUCUACAUUGCAAGGCUGUUAUGGUUGCACAGAUAACGUUUGUGAAAAUGAUUUGAGUUAGGAAAGGCAUAUACGGUAAAUAUCAAGAUUCAGCGUUGUUGUGAUGAGUUAAGAGAGAGUAUAUGAAAUUUGGCAAAUGACACUGGUUCUAAUAUAUUUCAUGCCUCUUUAGUUUGGCCUCAUGUUCAGGCCAAAAGUUAAUGAAAUCUGAGUCUUUAGUGGGUAUCUUAUUUCUCAUUGCAUCUCUGCCACAGAUUGCAGACACUGUUGCUUUAUUUCCAAUCAAAAAAUCUCUGGAACUAGAAUAGCUUAAAAAGUCCUAUCCUGUUUUGCCAAAGUCAGGUGGAUCUCUUGGUUAAUUUAUAAUGAUUUAUUAAAAGUUAAUACAUUUUUAUUUAAGAACAUACUUCCCUCCUCUCCAAUUAUUAUGCCCAAUGUGAGAAGGAGGCAACAUCAUCUUUGGCAUUUUCUUUUGGCAGCUAAAGUGAAAUAAAGUCAAAUGUACGCACUGAAUACGUCAAGACAAACAUUUUGCAGUUACAUUUUUUAUUUCCCAGGUAUGUUGUGCCAUUUUUGUGGAAUUUCAGACAUAUUUCUUUUCUCAUCCAAUUAUACUUGUUUCUUGCCUUCGUUUUUUGAGUGUAUUAGCUUUUCUGUGCAAGGAGUUUUAACAUGUUACUGGCAACUUGCAUGCCACUAAUGCCACCCUGAGCACUGUAACAAAGCAAACCUAAACAUUCAGAAGGACAUCCCACUGUGUUCAAAGGAGCUUGCUCCUUAGUAAGUGUAUUUAGGACAACUUCCUGAGUCUUGUUGAGCUAAUGGGGAUUGUAAGUCUCAUGUGCCCUUCCUUGAAAAUAAGUGAGAAUUCAACAUUUUUGCAGUGUGUUGCUUUAUUCAAAACUAGCUAUGCUUCUUACCAAAAUAAAAGUGCAGAAUUCUGCAUCACUUUAGCUCAGGUUUGUAUCAUUUAUUUACCUUGUCUUCUAUCUCUCCAGGUAUGAAUGCUGCUGUCCGAGCCGUGACUCGCAUGGGGAUAUAUAUUGGAGCAAAAGUGUUCCUGAUCUAUGAGGUUCAAAAGUUUUACCCAUCAAAAUGCUGUGUUGUUUUUUCCUUUGCAUGUGGGUGGUUAUUGGUGCAGCUUUGUUCUUUUUAAAAUUGCUGGAUAGUUGCCAGGAGACUCUGGAAUCAUGUAAAUGACAGCGGAGCCUGGCUUGGACUAGACUGUUUCCUACCUUCUUCCUCUUAGCACUGGGAGAGUGAGAUCACACCUUUCUGCCCUGCCCACCAUGUGAUGAGCCAUCCUUUUGACACCACUUGCAAUGCUAGAGUGUAAUGUUUACAUUGGGCACACAUGCAUAAAUUCCGCUAUGGGAAGGGCCAGUUCCCAGAUUUGGCAGGGUGAGGGUGGAAAUUGACUGUGUGAUUUGGGCUAAUGUGCAUUGAAUUUUAUGGAUCUAUAACGCUGUUCAAACUUUGUGAACAUAUUGGGAGUGUCGAAGGCAGGUCAUGUGUGCCUGGCAGGCAGAAUAGGAUGGUAAGAACUCCACCUCUACACAGUCAAAGGAAGAAGGUAGAGUAUCUUCCGAAGUAGGCCUGGGUCUCAUUGAUGUGGUAACAGCAUCAGUCUCUUUCUCUGAAGGUUGGUGCUCAGAAAUUGUCUUAGCAGGGGCUGUGUGAUUAAGAAACAUAACUGACUGUUUCACUCUUUUCCCUCUAAAAAGCCACAGCCUGGAAAGGCGAAUUUUGCAAAUUUCCCACGGGCAGAAUCAGUAUCAUUAAAUAGUCCUUUGAAGUUAGGGAAAUCCAGGGUGCAGUUUCUAGAAUGAAUAUAAAGGUAAAGGGACCCCUGACCAUUAGGUCCAGUCGUGACCAGCUCUGGGGUUGUGGCGCUCAUCUCACUUUAUUGGCUGAGGAAGCUAGCGUACAGCUUCCGGGUCAUGUUGCCAGCAUGACUAAGCCAUUUCUGGCGAACCAGAGCAGCGCACGAAAACACCAUUUACCUUCCUGCUGGAGUGGUACCUAUUUAUCUACUUGCACUUUGACGUGCUUUCAAACUGCUCGGUUGGCAGGAGCAGGGACCGAGCAACAGGAGCUCACCCCGUUGUGGGGAUUCGAACUGCCGAUCUUCUGAUCAGCAAGCCCUAGGCUCUGUGGUUUAACACACAGCGUCUAAGAAUGAAUAUACAGGAAGUAAAAUUAGAUAUGCAAAUUAAGCAAGUGUGUAUGGCCACCUGGAUCCUAUCUUUUGCUGCUUCCUUUUAAAAACAACCUCCCCAUCACCUAUUGAGAUUAAAUAGCAUGCCUGUGUGGUUUUUAAAAAGGGAAACCAGGAAUCUAAUACGUCAUACAGGCACUGGAUGUCACAUCUGAAGCCAGAUUUCACAAUUCACAGCAUGAUUAGUCAUGCAGUAAACUAGUGCUCCUGGGUGCAGUUGUUUCACAGUUUGACUAGUGAUCACAUGACUCUCAAGAAGAGCCCAGAGCAUGGCACCUUGGCAGCCCCUGGCCAGGAAUAUGAGGCAGCUGUAAAACGGAGCUCAGGGGAGGCAUGAUGAUCAAGUUAGAACUAGAUGUCACCUAGGAUACUCCUUCACAAAAAUUGACAAUCUGUGCAUUCUCUGACAUACAAAAUUAAUUGUAGUAUAAUAAUUUAACAACAUGCUUUACAAGAAUAAAUGCUGAAUACAUUAUAUUUCUGUAGCUGAGUAUCAUUGAGGGAUCUUUCAAAAACAUUAGUAUAUUCUUCAUAGAAAAGUUAAAGCAAUAGCAAUGGUGAGAUCAACAGGCAAAAACGCCUUUGUUCUUGUGAUAACUUUCAAACUGUAAAUCCACAAGAAACUUUGUACUGCCUAUAAAUUGUGGCAGACAGUUCCAUAGUUUUCUCAUGAGCUUCUCACUGUCCAGCAAGUUAUGCAAGAACUCUUGCUGUGGUACUGUAAAAUCAAAUUCUGUAGAAAUGUUGUGAUAACAUGCCAUUUGUCUUUGUAAUGUGUGUCCUUGAAGCUUUUACAACUUUAUUUUUGUAUAUUCAAGGGCUUCACAUUUAAUUGCCAGUCUUUGUGUGAUCUGAGGAGUAUGGAGACAAUAUGGGUGGCUUAUAGCUGUUUUAAGGGAUUCUUUCAGCACUCCUUAUGCUGGAUUAAUUUUAAAGGGUCAUGGAGCAAGCUUUCCCUAGUGCAAUGACGCAUUCACACUGCUCUUUUUCCUCGUUGCAGGGUUACGAGGGACUGGUAGAAGGAGGAGAGAAUAUCAAGCAAGCAAACUGGCUCAGUGUAUCCAACAUAAUUCAACUGGUAAGGCCCAAAUGGUCAUGCUGUCUGACUCCCUGCUGUGGAAGCAGACAGGCCUCAUGACAUUUCCAAUCUCAGGUCCGUCUAUAGCCAUACAUUGCCUUCUGGAGUACAGAACUCUGACUUACAGUAGCUCUCUGAGUGGUUUAGUUUAAUUGUACAUUUCUGAGUUGAAGUGCUAAUUUAUGGGUGCUAAUGAAAACAAACCACCUCCUCUCAUGGUCCCAUUUUUCUCAAAAUUCAUGCAGAUGCAAUUUUCUCCUCACAGGAAGGGAGAAGGACUGUGCUGGGGUAGCAACAUGGCCUACAUAGGUCUGCAAAUGCUCUGUUUGGUUCUUCUCGGCCUUUGUCUCCCAGAUCACCAGUUAUGACCUGUUCCACCUCCCCUGCUUACCUGAGCCCUUUAUAAAUAACAGUUCUGCUCCCAAAAUCUUGAUUGGAUAAGCAGUGAGGUAUUCCUUCUCCUAGAAGGCUCCAUGUUAGAAGGAAGGAAGGAAACAGGCAUCAGUUGGAGGAAGAGUCUAUAUUGUGUGAAUUCACAGCAGUGGGUAUAGCUGUGGCACAGCUGGUUAGGUAACAGACCAGAAAUGUAUGUUGACUAGCACUGGAAAUGAGAUCCCUUGGUCUGUUUAAGAAAGGUUCUGUAGCUGCCUAGCGUGACCUCAUGAGAGAUGGGAGUUGUACUUGGCUGCCACUGCAGGGAGAAAGGAGGAGUGUUUUGGUACAUUAUUGUACUCUUAAACUGACUUCUAAAGGAAGCCUGAAUAAUAAGAUUGCGGGAGCUGCCCUGAAUUGAAUCCAUUCAUUCUAACCUGGUACUGUUUGUCCCAGCUAGCAGAAGCUUUAGGAAGAUUGGGAAAGGGCCAGAGCACAUGCUUCAGGAGGCCCCACAUCCAAUUCCUGGCAUCUCCUGCCUGAAACCACAGAGAGACACUGUCAGCCAGUGUAGAGAAUACUGAGCCAGGUGGACCAGUUUGGUCUGACUCUGUAUUAGGCGGCUUCCUGUGUUCUUAUGUAAGGUCUUCCAGGUCUCAGGCAGAGGUCCCUUGUAGCCUCUCUACCUGAUAUGGCCCCAGUUGUGAGAUGAGGCAGGGUCCCUCCCUGAAUUGGGAUAUUUAGCAUAAGCUUUGCAGCAGAUUACCAAGAAAUGUUUUCCUGGAGGAAUCACAAGAAAGUGUUGAGGUUUGGAGAAAGCAAUCCAGUCAGUUAAAUCUCCUAAUGAAUUGAUUUCACAUUAUUUCAUACCUGAUGCAUUCCCCAGUCCAAAGAUUACAUCACUUUUCCUUGUCAGUCAUUGUUACUUCAUAUGGACAUCCUCCAGAGAGACGACUCUAAUUUCAUCUGUUAGCCUGGGAUGCUUAACUUGCCCUUUCACCUUUAUGAUUUCUUCACUGUGCUUGGUUUCAUGGAAGGUCAAAUAGUGGCUUUGGGUUUGUUCUACAAAAAGAUCCAUUUAUUGUGGGUGGAUUAGACAUAUUCAUUCUUUGGCCCACCACAGUCACAAGUGAUAGGAAUUAAUUUGUGGUGGCAUAGUUUUAAAAUAUCUGUGUCACAUGAUUUAUUAUUACAGUGGUGCCUCGCAAGACGAAAUUAAUUCGUUCUGCGAAUUUUUUCGUUUUGCGAAUUUUUCGUCUUGCGAAGCACGGUUUCCCAAAGUCUUCAAAAUCACCAAAGUCUUCAAAAACCUCAAAAAAGGCUACCACACCGCGUGCUAUGAGUUGCUCCUCAAAGUCACCCUGGGUAUUAACGGUUUUAAGAAAAGGAAACAAACUUGCAAGACGUUUUCGUUUUUCGUCUUGCAAAGCAAGCCCAUAGGGAAAUUCGUCUUGCGAAGCAACUCAAAAAACGAAAAACUCUUUUGUCUUGCGAGUUUUUCGUCUCGCGAGGCAUUCGUCUUGCGAGGUACCACUGUAUUAUUAUUAGGCAGAUGCUAAAUUUCCUUUUUCCUUCCUCAGGCUCAAAAAAGUGUGUGUUGACAGAGAAAUCAUCAUCAGGGCCUUGUCAAUUUUAAGUUCUUUACCUAAAAUGCCUGAUGAGAGUAAAUGCUUAUGUUUAAAAUAUGUGUGUGAUGCAUGUCUAGAUUUCAAGGAACCCCGAAAUGGCCACAGCUUCCUGCAUUAUAUACGUAUGUGUAGGGUUAUCAUAUUUCUAAAAGUGAAAAUCUGGACACAAAACUUUAAAAAGCUAUUUUUAAGGAAAUACUCAAAAACUCCACUUGCAACGAUUUCCACUGUUUACGAGGGCCUAAUCCCGGCUAUGUCCAGACAUAUGGCAGCCCUACCUAUGUGAGAAUUGUGUUUUCCCAAUAAAUCUCUCUCUCUCUCUGAAGUGACCUUGCUUUGUUCAGGUGUAUAGAAUAUAACUAAGUGUAAUUUGCAAUUUCUGGCUCUUGACUCUACUCCGGUUUUUAUUUCUUUCCACCUGGUUCAUCAUAAUCGCCUGAGUUAUUGCCUGGUAAUUCCAGAUGUCUCAGAAACUCUGCUGUAGGCUGGGUCUAAUCCAACUCAGCUCCGUUCACCUGGGUAUAACAUCUACCGCCCGCGGGUAGGGUGUGAGUGCUGCAGUUCUCGCACCACUGAGCUGGAAUUGCUUCCUAGGUGAUCCUGAUUGUCAGGAGCUCUCUGAACUGGGACCUGCUCAGCCCCCUCCUAAUAGUGUUUGUGUUGUUGUUUUUCCCCUUCUUAGAGCCUUUCCCAAUUUGACUGGUGUGCCUCCUUUCCCUCAGGUAACAUUCUGGUCUUGCAUGCCUCUGCAGGAUUUCCCCUUCUUGUCCCUCACCCUCCAUGUCUUUCUGAUACUGUCAAUGCAGCCUGCUGUUUCUGAUGGGCUUAAGCAAGGCCAGCAUGCUGUCUGCAGUGCUUUGUUUUACCUGCCCAUGUAGACUUACCUUCAGAAAGAUGAGGACAAGGGUGGCAGCUGUGUCAGUGACUGUGGUGCUGGUGCACCCCUUUAGCAGGGUACGGCAAGCCUCCGGGCAGGAAUCUUAACUGUGCUAACAGCAUGUUCUCCCUCUACAGACCUUCACAGCACAUUGCUCUUUGUAUUUAUUCCAGUAACACUUGCAUCCCUCAUUGUUGUGUUCCUCUACCCCCUCUUGUUUUCUUGCUCUAAAGUGACGCUUGUUGGUCAUAGUCUGGAGUUUUAGCUCAGUGGAGUUUGUGGUGCUAUUCCCGUAGCUCUUGUGCUGUUCAAGAGUGGGGAUGGCAUUCAGAAAGAUCAUUUCCCCUGUCACAGCAGCGUUCAUCAACAUUGUGAGGAUCCCAGCAGGAGAUCCUACUGAGCAGCAGUUUUGUGUGAAGAGCAUCGAAGGCAGUGUUAGAGACUGAGAUAUGAAAGCCAGGAGCUAAAUGGCACCUUAAACCUAGGUUAUGGGCACAACAACAGAAUGUCUAGGUGUGCUUUUUUAUAACAAGAAUACAAAGCUGAAAAUGAAUGAACUGCAGCUAAAACUAUUAUGUUCAUUUUUCACAUGGUCUAGUCCUUCCCCUGCUCAACCCCCUAAUAUUCUUAAGAGGGUGUCUUCUCCAGUCUUCAGAGAGUAGCUGGAAGUGGGGAGGCAGAAAAAGGUGCUCGUUUUCUUCCACUCUGCAGUUUUAAUCUGAAAUCUUAGGCGCAUUUUUGCGCCCAUAACUCAGAAACUGCUCGCGCUAAUGAAAUUCCCUGUCGCAAAAUGCACCUAGAACAAUGUAAGUUUUGAACACUGAUCAAGGGGCAGGAGUGAUUUUGAGUGAAAUGAGAGAUGCCCCUGUGUUAUGGUAGGGGACAGAGCAGAUUUGUCACACUUGGCUGGGUUGCAGCACACAGACUGGGCCAGGCCUGUGCUCCUCUAGCUGUGUUGUCCAAGACCCUUUCAAAAGGAGAGUUGCCUGAUAGUGAAGUCAGCUGUUCAGUGGUACAUAUUACAUAGUGUCUCCACCCCCAUCGUUCUACCUGGACUAGUGCCAUGGUUCUACCUGGUCUAGUGCCGAGGGCCUUCUGGGGGUUCCCUCACUGCGAGAAGCCAAGUUACAGGGAACCAAGCAGAGGGCCUUCUUGGUAGUGGCACCCACCCUGUGGAAUGCCCUCCCACCAGAUGUCAAAGAGAAGAACAGCUACCAGACUUUUAGAAGACAUCUGAAAGCAGCCCUCUUUAGGGAAGCUUUUAAUGUUUAACAGACUACUGUAUUUUUAUGCUUUGUUGGAAGCUGCCCAGAGGGGCUGGGGAAACCCAGCCAGAUGGGUAGGGUAUAAAUAAUAAAUUAUUAUUAUUAUUAUUAUUAUUAUUAUUAUUAGCAAUAGUCAGAGCUGCUGUUUAUCAAUAAAAUGAUUUAUAAGGACUGCAACAGUACAUGAUUUAUAAAAACUGCAACACCAAGUCCACUGAAGAUCACCGUUCUGGCAGCAGCAUGACUGGAUAGAGAAAGAGACAUUUCCAUAUCCCUUCUUCGCAUUUCAGUAUACAUAACGGUUUAUCAGGGUAAUCCCAUGCCUUGGGGUUGUUGCAUUUAUCUUCAUACCCACUAGCACUGGAGCCCCCUGGUACAUCAGGUUAGAAAUAAGAAUCCUGCACUUCUUGGGCCGAUGUGGCAUAUGCCUUCUGUAUUUAGAGGAUAUAGCAAUCCAAUUCUGCUUGAAUCUGGAACUUCAAAGAAACCAUCUUUUAAACAGUAUCUCUCUUUAGAACAGGGUUGGGAAACUUGUAGCCCUCUGGGGUUUGGUGGGCCACAGCUCUCAUUGGCCAUUCCAGCUGGGAGUGGUUGGACUUGUAAUCCAACAUCUGGAGGGGAACCCCAACCCAGAUGUAGAAAGUCCCCAUGCUUUAUUCCUGUUGGAACUCCCAGCCCUUCAAGAUGUUGAUGACCUUUGUGCUUAUCCGUGGAUCUGUCUGCUGACUUCCGAUUUGUCUUCUGAACUUCCUUUCUCACCUGGUUUCUUCGUUUGUAGGGUGGCACCAUCAUUGGCAGUGCCCGCUGCAAAGCUUUCACAACCCGGGAGGGCCGCCUCCAGGCUGCCUACAACCUGGUGCAGCACGGCAUCACCAACUUGUGCGUCAUUGGUGGGGACGGAAGCCUGACUGGUGCAAAUAUAUUCCGCUCGGAGUGGGGUGGUCUUUUGGAGGAACUGGUCAAAGAAGGUACGUGUGAACCUUAGUCCCCUUCAGAGCACUACUCCAGUGAGUCAACCUGAUGCCUAUAUCAGAGAAAUCCCAAUAGCAGUCUUGGAUGUUAGAAAUCCCCCUAACAAUGAACCCACAUGGUAAAGGCCAAUAGAAUUGGAGCCAAAACUGAGCCUUUGAGAAACAAGAGAGAUGUAUCAGCAUGCUAGGUUUGUAGAGGUACCCCCUGCCAAAAAAAAGGUUUGGUUUAACCCCACCCACUCACAGUCCACUGAGGACAGAGCAUCCAUUGCUCAAUAUCUUCAAAAUGUUGAGUGUCAGUUCAAAAAUAAAAACAAAAACGGGGGUGGGUGGGUGUCAUGAGUAAAACGUCCUGCUUGAUUCCCUUACAACUUACUGUAUCCUGGGCAUGGACCUCACAGGUGGCCUGGGAUGCUGUCAGAGCCCUUGCACUGCCUUCCCAAAGCUGGAUAAGCCUGCAAUUUCAACUUUCACAGGGGUGGGGAUAAAUAAAUAGAGACUGGAUUUCCUCCGCUGUCCAUUUAUUUAUUUCAGCUUCCAUGCAAAGCUACGAUCAUGUAAAUAAAAGAACCGUAAGAUGCAGGUUACCAGUACAAAAACACUACACGGUAUGAGGAAGGAAAAUGGGGCAUUAAAAACUCGUUCUGAAGCUGUUUCAUAUACAUGCUUUUCCCCCAUUUAAUUUCCCCAACCUCCCUCCCUGGCAGGAUUGUCUUUACAACUUCAACCUUCUGUGAAAGUUUAUCACUAUGAAGGGCCUUGAAACUUACUGUGACUAUGUUUUACAUUCAAUUACACACCCACUUACCCUUUCAUUCCUCAAUACAUGCAUGCAGUGAGCAGAAGGGACCUUCAGUAGCACAGAAAUAAACACACAGGAGCCUGACCACUGAGGACUGUUCAAGUUUGCAGACCUUCAAUUUCAUACAAUGGAGAGGAAAAGAAACUCAAAUAUACAAGAGUGUCUAUGAACACUACAUUGUUCUUGAUUUUUUUUAAAGAACAAAAUAGAGCAAAGUUAAAGACGUUGUUGUUGUUGUUGUUUAGUCAUUCAGUCGUGUCUGACUCUUCGUGACCCCAUGGACCAGAGCACGCCAGGCAGUUAAGUUAAAGAUGAGCACUCCUUAAUUCUGCAAAAAGUUGCUUAGCAAUCUUUAUAGCUUAGAAUACAAAAUUUGCCAGUGAUUCAGUUACAUGAUAUUGUGUAUCCAUGUUUGAAAGGAAACAAUCAAGUAACAAAUGAGUCUGGCUUUUUCAUCUCUCUAAAAAUUACACAAUAGUAACACAUUUAGUAUAUGAGGCUAGUUAUACUUGCAUUUAGAAAGCUUUCCGUCUUAGUGGAGUCAAUGCUAACUUAAUUUGUGGGGCUUAAUUUGCUGCCCUGCUCCUUCUUAAAAUUCUUUUUUCCCCCUAGUUAAAAACAUGAUUCUGCAAUCAAGCUAGUAUCAGUGCCAAAUUAUGGUUUUCAGAUUAUCAAGAUGCAAUUGCAAAUCAAGUUGAAAAGACAUUAAGGUUAUAAUCUCAUUUACAGUCUCAAGUUAAUAGGAAAGAAAUAUAACUUCACUCAAAUUAACAAUUAACCAUUUCCAGUUGGGCUAACACCAUCCUAUUUUCUACUUUAGGAUAUGUUCUCUUCAUAUGUAAUUGUCAUUUCCAUAGUCCUUUCCCUAGACAGACCAUCUCUCAUUCAUAUCCAUUUGUUAAUAUUUUCUCUCUCUCUUUCUUCCUCAGGGAAGAUCACUGAGGAGGUGUCUCAGACAUACUGUCAUUUAAACAUUGUGGGCCUGGUGGGCUCCAUUGACAACGAUUUCUGUGGUACAGAUAUGACCAUUGGCACUGACUCUGCCCUGCACCGUAUCAUGGAGGUGAUUGACGCAAUCACCACUACUGCCCAGAGGUCAGCAAAUGAUUUCUCAGGUCUUUUGCUUCCUAUCUUCCUUUACAAAAGGCUGCAGCAUGCCUAGGACAAGCCUGAGAGCUAUGUAACCAGCAGUUAGUUCCUGCCCUGCAGAAGCGUUUUUCCCAAGGGUGUGUAGGUGUGAUGAACCUGCUUUUCUGGGACUAAUUCCCUAUUAGAGCCUUCCCAGAUAUUGCACCACCCAGAACAAUUAAGUUAGAGCCAUUGAAAUCAAUGGACCUAACAGUCAUUUUCAUUGAGUAUAUUCUGAGUAAACCUUAGUUGAAUGCCACCCUUGGCAUUUUUCCUUGCAUUAUAAAAGGAACUCAUUAGCCAAGUACACAGAUGUCUUCAUCAAAGAUGACACUUGUGUUGCUGAGAUGUUAUAUUUCUCCUCACUCAUUCAGCAACAUGUUGCUAAGAAAAUGUGAAUCCCUACCUGCCUGCACGACAUGUGCAGUCUUUGCCACAUGAGCACUGUUUCACUUUGGAGUUCCUGUGCUGGAGGCACCAUAUAAGCAAUAUCUGCUUGCCCAAAUGGUUCAGAAGCAAGACCUGGUUGCCUUCCUUGAUCUUCAGAGGCAAGCAGCCACUGCCUCAGCAGCCUUCUGCUCCUUCCACAAGUAGCAGUGCACUGCAUCUUUCCUGGGCUAAAAUGCACAAUCCUACACUGUUCCAGAGAGGUGGAGGAGAAGCAGCAGCAGCACAGUACCUCCCUGCUCACUCCUCCCUGGUGUGGCUCAUUUUCUAACCUAGGCUCUACAGAUUUUGGUCGCUCCUCCCUCUGCAAGAGAAUGUGGAGUCUUAAUUGUGACAUCCUUCUGAGCACUUCCGAUGUGCAUGCGACUUCAGGUGCUCACCCUGUCACAAUUAGGUUUGCUGAGUAAGCAGCAAGAUGUUCUUUCCCAAGUCUGGAGACUUUUUGAUUCUUUCCAAAGUCAGCCCAAGGCCUGGGAGAGUCCCCUUCAAAGGCCUAAGAGACUGGAGGGAAAAGACAAAAUGAAAUAUGUGCUCACCAGCAGCAAGCUCUCAAGCACAUCUGUGGGCUCGUGCUCCCAGCAUUGAUGCUGUCUCUUCCCCUGUCCAGCUAACGUGUGUGUAAAUACUGCACUAAUGAGAAGAUGCAACUGAAGCAUGCACUGAAUGACCAUCUGGACAAGUCUUUACUCUCUUAUUUUGCUUUGCAGUCACCAGAGAACAUUUGUGCUGGAGGUGAUGGGCAGGCACUGUGGGUAAGGAGAGAGCUCUCUUGUUAUUUUUUUCAUUGAGGGAGACCUGGGUUUCCAGUUAGGGGAUUAAAUCUAAACAUGGGUAUAUGCCUGCCACCCACCCACCCAUCUCCCAAAUCUUUCACCGUGAUUGAUACCCCCGGGUUCAUCAUUCACAAGCUGACUCUCUUCUUCCUCUGCAGGUACCUUGCAUUAGUUUCAGCUUUGGCUUCUGGUGCAGACUGGCUUUUCAUCCCUGAGUCACCUCCUGAGGAUGACUGGGAGGAUUUCAUGUGUGAGAGGCUUGGUGAGGUGGGUGUCGGUGAUAUCUGUUGCACAACAAAAAUGAAAUUGUGUGCUCUUUUCUGAUGAGUACAAAUGGGGGGGGGCAUUUCAUUUAUAUUCUCUUCUUUAGUGGUCGCAUCUAAGUUGAUGGGGCCAUAUAUUUCUUUCCAGAGAGCUUACAGGAUCAGAUCUAUUAAUGCACUGUGCACCAGCUCACAGCAGCAUUCCAGAGCUCUCUGUGCUGCUGAUGUGUUGCUCUUUGUGGAAGACCUUCCUUUGUGUGUAUGCUGUACUGCAGAUAAAUGCAGGUGACACUGGGUAGGAAAAGCUGGCCGAGAGAGGCAUGGAGCUGGGGGGAAAAGGACAGGAUCUCAAGAGAGAGAGAGUUGAGGAUUGGCGGCUUUUUAGUUUAGAGAAGGUGGAUUGAGAGAAGCUUUUCUUCCUCUAAUACUAGAAUUUGAGGACAUUCAAUGAAGCUGAAUGUUGGAAGAUCUGGGACAGAAAUACUCCUUCGCGAAGCACAUGGAAUUCACUCCUGCAAGAGGCAGUGAUGGCCACCAACUUGGAUGCUUUAAAAAAGGAUUCGACAAGUUCAUGGAGGGUGAAGCUAUCAGAAGCUAGCCACCCUGGCUGCAUUCUCCCUCCACUCCUGGAGGCAAUAUGCUCCUGAAUACCAGUUGCUGGAAACUGCAAGAGGGGAGAGCGCUGUGGUGCUCAGGCCCUGCUUCCAGGUUUCCCAUGGGCAUCUGAUUAGCCACUAUGGGAGCAGGAUGCUAGACUAGAAGAGCCACUGACCUGAUCCAGCAGACCAUUCUUAAUAUAUUAGUAUUAGAUACCGAACCACCUAGCUGCCUUUAGUCAUCCUUUCUCAGCAGGCAGGAACUACAACAGGGGCAGGGAACAUUUGGCCCUCCAGAUAUUGUUGGACACCCCCAACUCCUGUUAGCCCCAGCCAGCAUCACCAUGGUCAAAAGUGAUGGGAGCUGUAGAGCAGCAACACCUGGAGAACCAUUACUUCCCCAUCCCUGAACUGCAAAGUUGCUGAUGGGGAAAGGCUUGACUGUCAAGCCUAAGGUGUUAAUGUUAGGAUUAUGAGAGAGUCUCCGUUAACUUAGCCUCUUGCCUUUCCCUGAUGGAUCAAUCAUUGGCUUCCAUAUUUUUCUUUGGAUAGACCCGGAGCAGAGGAUCCCGGCUGAAUAUUAUCAUCAUCGCUGAAGGUGCCAUAGACAGGAAUGGAAAACCAAUCACUUCUAACUACGUGAAGGAUGUAAGUAACUGAUUAAUGUUGUAGAGCCAUAGCAGUGAAAGUAUUUUUCAGCACACGGUUCUUAGAAAACAGGCUUUUCCAUAUUUUGGAACUAUCUUGAGUAUAAAAAUAUCCUGUGAACUUGACAGCUGUCCAUUUUUCACUUGGGCUUCCCAGCUUUCUUCGGGCUUUGAAUCACUCCGGAGAAUUUUAAAGUGGGCAUUUGCAGCUUCAAUGCAGAUGUAAACAUUGCAUUGGCAACCUCACGGAUUACUGCAAUGCACUCUAUGUGUUGUUACAUGUGUUGUCGGAGUGGCUCUGGAGGCCGUAGCUGAUGCAGAAAACUGCGGCUAGGUUGCUUGUGGGGCAAACUUUUGCUUGCAGGAUUUGCACUGGCUGCCAGUUGGCUACUGGGCCAUGUUCAAGGUGUUGGUACUAACAUACAAGUCCCUAUACAGCUUAGGACCAAGUUACUUGAGAGACCGCCUUAUCCCUUACACACCCAAUAAAUCACUGCUGUCCACAAGAGAGUCUCUCCUAUAAGUACCAGAAGCCUUCCCUAUGGUAACUUGGAGCAGGGCUUUUACUGUGGCCACCCCUCUUAUGUGGGACAGCAUUCCUGUCAAUAUACGACUGGCACCUACUAUUUGCAUUUUCCACAAGCAGCUGAAUGCAUUUUGUUCCAGGAGGCUUUCCCAGCUGGAUAAAUGGGUCUUUGCUAUGAGUAUUCACUUGACAGGGUUUUAGUCUUGUUUUAAAUGUAUUUAUUAUAUUUGUGGCUUUAGCAAUUUUUCAUCAUGUAAAUUGCUUUGAGACAGUAGUUUAGAAGGUGAUUAAUAAAUUGAUAAUAAUAGUAAUAAUGAUGGUAAUAAUAAAUGUCUGACCUAGAGCCCCUCUCCCAGUUUACCAGGGAAUCUGGUACAGGGAAGCUGUAAGCAUACUUUAACUCCAGAUUUUCUUUCUCCCUUCCCCCACUUUCUGAUCAGCUGGUUGUCAAGCGCCUGGGUUUCGACACUCGUGUGACUGUGCUUGGCCACGUGCAGCGUGGUGGGACCCCCUCAGCAUUUGAUCGUGUCCUGGUAAGUGUUACUCUUUUUCUUUUGCUAGAUGUCUGGGGUGUUCAGGGUAUGUCUAAGGAAUGGCUUCUCACUCUCUUGGUAAAGUGCCGCUGUGUUAGCAGCAGAAAGGCGAGUCAGAGCUGAAGACCCUGAAAAAAGGCAGGAACCUCACAGACUGAGUUCAUGUGCCCUGCUGCCAUUUAGAAAUCAGUCGCCCACACUGUAUAUAGGUGGAGAUAAGUAAGCCAUAACUAAAAGGAAACACUGCUGGUAUGUUGUACUGCAAGUCCUCUUUCAAAACUGGCAUGCAGAACUCACAAUAGGCAAAUGCAGUAGACUGGAUGGCAAGAAGGCAUUUUCUGCACCCUUCAUGGUGUUUGCUUUGUUUAUUCUUGGCUUGGCCACUCGGAAGCAAACAGAAAAAUUGUCCUGGUUUUGCAGGCUCUGGUGUUAAAUCCAGAGGCUUCCUGGACCUUCUUUUAGGCUAGUGCUUCUAGAUCUCUGGGUGUGACUUAGUCCUGUCUGAACAAUAAACCCUGCUGUGCAUCAUAGAGACAGCCUUGUGUUCUUCAUUCCAUUGUGUAGAAUGCCUGAUCCAUUUCUAUUUAACACUAUUAGAAACCUUUGUUAACCUUGAAAUUUUCCAGGAUCUCAGUAUUCUUCAUCAAUGCAGGGAUGGGGCAGUCUUCACUUUCAAGAUAGUGUCACAUCUUGUUGCAAGCCGUAGUUAACUUGUAAAUAAUCCAAGGGCUAGGAACUCUCCCUACCUGGUCUUGGCUGGUCAAAAGCAAGAUUCUCAGCAGAGCUCCAUUCAGAGCUCAGAAUACUUAGCUACUUCUUUUUUCUAUUCUCUCUUUUGCCUUCCUCUUUGUUUAGGACUGGUCUUGGAAGGAGAGGCUUUUCAUUAGGUCAUGGUUUUCUUUUUGUCUUAACCUUUCCCAUUGCUCCAGAGGAUUUCCUGCACUCUUAGUGGUAUUGAAACAAGACAGUCUUUUCCCACCCCACAAAAAAACACACACUAUUAAACAGGGUAGGAAAAUCGCAUCAGGAAUUCCUGUGCCGCAAGAAAGGAGUGGGUGAAUAUUUUUCUGCAUUUGUAGGCUAGACCGUUCUAAGACCUGGGGAUGACCUUCUGUCCCAUCUUCUUCAUGUUUUCUCUUUCGGAAAUGGUCCAUUAGAUGUGUUUUUACAGUAAUAUUUGUCCAGUUGGUCAACCUGGUGUUUCGAGAGCUGAAUUUUGCAAACUGCUGGUUUAUCCAGUACUACAGGAUAGGAGGAGUUAUUUUUCAGCUUCUGGUGCAGCCUGGCAGUGCCCUCCUUGGCAUCUUUGCAAGCUGACCCUGUGACCCAGAGGAAGCACUGCCCUCAAAGUAAAGGCUGCUCCUAUCUGCCACUACCAAGAAUGGGAACUAACAGAAAAAGACAGAUUUCCGUUUCUCAGUAAAGCAAACAACCCAAUUAGUUGCACAUAUUCAGUUUCCUCUGAAGAGGUGGCUCUCGAGGGCUGUUAAACAAGAUCGGUCGAAUGAUAGUUAGCAACGUGCACUAAGAAGAGAGAAAAUACAGCAGAUUGGAAAAACAGCUGUUAUGAGAACGUGUCAGAUAGCACUGCAGAACUUUGUUGGGUAAGAGGGAGCGGCUGUGGACCAAAGCCAUUCUGUGCUGCUCCUAAUGUGUGAACACCUGGGAAGAGUGUUUUCUGUUAGAGGAAACUUUGAAUACUGGCUCUUUCUAUCAUCUCAGUUCAUAUUCCUGCUGCUGGGAGUCUUUUGUUUCUUUAUAUGUCUCCAAGGCAAGCCUUUUCCCAUUAGCACUUCUUUGCAGUCUUGCUGCUUUGUAACUUUAGGAGAUGCAUAUUAUACAGGUUGUGUGCUGCUGCUGAUGUGAAAACCGUGGGCAUUUGUUAGCGUCACAAUUACCCCAUCUUUCUGUCUCAGUGGUUUUUACAUUGAAACACAUACACAUUUUUGAAGUGGUGAAGUAUGAUUUCCAGUGCUUGGUGAGACAAGGCUCCAACUUUCCAAAGCAUGUUGUCCUGCAGAAUCCCAAAGAGACAUGGUAUGUGCCUAAAUAUGCGAGGUAUACAUAGCUGACUGUCUCUGGAAAUGCAUUGUGUGUCCCCCAGAGCAGCAAAAUGGGGAUGGAAGCUGUGAUGGCACUGCUGGAAGCAACACCAGACACUCCUGCCUGUGUGGUCAGUCUCUCCGGGAACCAGUCAGUGCGCCUACCCUUAAUGGAAUGUGUGCAAGUGGUGAGUAUUUCACAUGAUCAUAGAAGCCAAAUAUAUGCAGUGUGGAGAAGCACAGCAUUGGGGCGGGGGGGAGGCCUCCAUUUUUAUACAUGUGUGUGGGGUGACAGGGAACUUCACAGUUGACACACGAUGAUGAUAAUCAGCAAACAAGCAGAUAUUUGGAAGGUUCUCUGAGGGGGUCAGGAACUGUGCAUAUGUAGAGGGAAUAUGACAUCUGAGACGGAAUACCAAAACUAUUUGCUUUCAUUGAAACAAACAAGAAAAAUAGCCUAUGUAGAAAGAAAUCUGAAAACAUGGUAUGAGGUUUUGCUAGAUUUCCAGUGGGUAGGAGGUACAGUGGUGCCUCGCAAAACGAAAUUAAUCUGUUCUGCGAGUCUCUUCAUCUUGCAGUUUUUUCGUCUUGCGAAGCACGGCUAUUAACGGCUUAGCGGCUAUUAACGGCUUAGCGGCUUUAAGAAAAAGGAAACAAACUCGCAAGAACUCGCAAGACGUUUCGUCUUGCGAAGCAAGCCCAUAGGGAAAUUUGUCUCAAAAAACGGAAAACUCUUUCGUCUAGCGAGUUUUUCGUCUUGCGAGGCAUUCGUCUUGCGGGGCACCACUGUAUAACUAAGCUUGCAUUCUGUAGUUGGGGUUGCUUUUUCUUUUUUUCUUUUUGUUACAUUUCCUUACCUGCUCAUUCCCCUGUUUUAUGUGAUCUUUUAUACAACAUAAAAACCACCUCUGGAAAUCUAGUGGAAGUUUAGCACUGAUUUCCAUUUUAACUGUUUCUACCAAAAGAGUCCAUUUGCAACCCUGUUCACAUGGAAAAUUGCAGGAGUUUUGUGUCGUAACUGCACACGACGAAAUCUAAGGUGGCAUCCCAGUGUACGUGACCUUUCCCACCAUUAAAAUUUAGCAUGGCAUGGUAGUAUGCUGAUUGAAAAGCCACAGUUCCAUAAUGCGCUACAACGUAAAAGAAACAUAAGAAAUCUAACGUUAUAAUCAAAUUAACAGAAAAAACAACAUGUCUGAAUGUAGCCUUGAUUAGCAUAGGUACCAGCCUCUCCCCAUGCUUCUGCACCCUUAUAUAUAGCUGUCCAGUUGUCUUUUGUCCCCAUAUUUUUCCAUGAGGCCUGAGUCAAGCUCUGCAAGGAAGGCUUAUUAUGGUCCCAUUGAUGGCUGAGCCCUGGUCUGUGGUGAUGCUGGGCCUUUUCUGUCAUACUACACUCUAGUUGUGGAGUUCCCUCUCAGUGGAGAUAUAGCUGUUCUCAUAUUGUCAGCUUUUCAACACACUGGGGAAAUGAUUUUUUUCCCUUUCCAGGUUUUCAGGGAUAUGUGAGCUUAAGGGUUGGUCUGUCUGCAGCAAAAUUGUAUAUAUUACUCCCCGCCACCCCGAUACUUACUGCUUUAUAGUUUUAAUAUUACUACGUGUUGUAUAUUAUUGGAGCAUUUGUUUACCACCUUGGGAUCCUUUGGGAUGAAGCACUGUUUAAAAACAUAAUUAACCAGAAUAACCAUUUUCUUCCGGUUUUUGACAAAAUAAAAUAGAUUUUUUAAAUUAAAAAAAACCACUUCCCAAAUCAACUAUGCAUGCAUAACUUGUUGCGACCCAUCAACAUGGAGUUUGUGGGUGUAUGGUUUUGGAUUUUUGAGCGCAGAACCUCCAGAGCCCCUGAACCAUGCCUUUUCAGUGCCAUACACAUUUGGAGUCGGGCAUACAUGAUGGAACAGGCUGUGCCAGCGAACUCUCCCUGGGAGAGUUCUUUUUCUUGAUUUGCCCUGGCCCAGCCUUUCUGGGGAAGAGGGUAGAAAGGCAAUGCAUCUCCCUUAGGGGUUCUUGCAAUCCUUUGGUCCUUCCAGCCUCCCUUUUUUAUGUCACUUUUUUCUCUGUGCCUGAAAUGGCCCUCCGAUGAGCGUGUCCGUGAAUGUCCUGAAAAGGAAUUGGCAGAAGAUGAAUUAAUCUCACUGUUUUAUUAGAUUUCUACUAGAGCCUGGCUAUGAUUCUCUAACCCCCUACCUCCACAAUAUCUUUAUAGACCAAAGAUGUCCAGAAAGCAAUGGAUGACAAAAGAUUUGAUGAAGCAAUUCAGCUCAGAGGGAGGUAAGAGAUGUUUCUGGGAUCUGGGUGGAAAUUGAAUUUCCUCUCAUCUGUUUGUUUAUAUUAACAUUUAAAAUAACAACACUUAUGAAGGCAAGUCUUGCUGUAGACCUUUGGUAUUUAGUAGCAAAGACAAGAACUUGCUACUCAUUUGUUCAGUUCUCUUUUCUUAACAUUUCCAAGGUGUUUUUUCAUAGGAAAUGUGAAGUCAGGUACAAAAAAAGCAUUAAAAACUCCUCUAAUAUUACAGAAGUUCUUUACCUCUUUUUUCCUGCCCAUAGAGAAACCCUGACUCCCCAACCCAUAGCCAUGAUUCACAGUCUGAGGAAAUCUCUAGAUGUUUAGUGGAUCUGUGCUCUUUUUUCAACUUCUGAUGGCCAGUCCUAUUUAUUGUGAGCCAAAUGAUCAGAGCUGAUGGUUACUUUUCCUUCAUUCUCCUUUCUACUGCAACCCACUUGGCCCAUCUUUUUGACAUUAAUAGCAACAUGGGCGUCUUAAGUGUCUAACCUUGUUUCUUCAUGGAUCAUUGGUUCACGAGAAUCAAAUAAAUCUCACACAUGUUUUGGAUUGCGAGCAGUUGGUUUUCUUCCUAUUUUAACCCCGUUCCACUACUACUUGGGUGGACAUACAACAUACAUACAUACAUACAUACUGUAUGUUCUGGUCACUCAUUCAAUGGCAGAAUCUCUCCAUAACUGGAACUAAAAUGGGGGGGGUGCAGAAUUAUGCAAAAUGUUGCGGUGAGAAUUGGUUCUGUUUAGGGUUCUAGCCACUCCAUUCCAUCAUUUCCCUUUUCUGCUGCUCUUUUUCCUCAUGCAUGGAUGGCGCCAUUUUGGUUACGUAAGCAAUGCCACUGAAAGUCUAGACAUCAGAGAUAGAGGGAAUUUUUUGACCAGUAUUCUGGUCGUGCCACUCUUUUAAGUAAGUCCUUAAUGCUUAAGAAAGGAACUGCAGCCUAACACUUUUUCCUGUCACCUAUAAGACAGUGUCACAGUGACUGCUAUAGCAGACUCAGGGCUUAGAUAAACUAUCAGCCUAUUUUGAAAACAGAAACAUAACUUAUUGAGGAAAUGACUGAUAACCAGUUACAGCAAAACAAGGCAAUAAUUUAUUCUGUACACAGUGGGAAGGCAGCCUUCCCCACUUUGUGCUGUCCAAAACAUCUGGAGGACACCAGAUUGAGCAAAGAUGAGGAACUUGUGACCUUCCAGAUGUUGCUGGACUUUUGCUUCGAUCAUCCCUGACCUCUGGCCAUGCUGGCUGGGGCUAAUGCUACUUGGAAUACAACAAUAGCUGAAGGAGUCCAGCAAUAGCUAAAUUUCCCUGAGAAUUAGGAAGCCUGCUUUAAGUGAUCUUCCUGGCAAGGAGACACAGGAGUAGCAAUUUAGGACUGUUUUUGGGAGUGCAAAUAUUCUUGUGUGUAUUUUUUGUUUAAACAAAUAUAAGUUAAAAGGUCUGAGCAUGCUUUAAGAUGCAUGAGUAGAAAAUUCACUUACCUUAAUUGAAAUAGGUGGAAGAUUCCAUAGGUCAGCACUUUCAGGCAAAAGCUAAAUUAAAUUUGAGAAGUUACAUCCACAAUGCACUUCAGUGAUGGUACAUUUUCUGGAAGGAAUUAAAAAGAGGUUCACGUUUGAAGUUGUUGUGCAUCUUAGGAGCAUUCUAGAGUCCAAGUAAGAAAGAGAAGAGAAUUUCUCUCUGUCUCUUAGACUUGGCUUUGGUGGUUUCUUACGAUAAAAGAUUACCAAUAUAAUUGUGGGCUUGUUUUACCAGGAGUUUUGAAAACAACUGGAACAUUUACAAGCUUCUUGCACACCAGAAGCCUGCAAUGGAAAAGGUGAGGAAGCAAAGAGAAACAGAUUUUGUUCUGCAGGUUUCUUGCAGUGUGAAAGGAAUAGCUGUUAUUUCUUUUACUGCUUUAAUGUUUCCAUAUUUAUCAUGGUCUGUUGUUUGUUGUUGCAUGUUGUAAGCAUGUUGCUUUUGUUAUUAAUUUGUUUUUGUGAGCUCCUUGUAAGGAAAGUGUUUGAAAAAGCCACCAAUAAAUAAAUAAAUAAAUAAAUAAAUAAAUAAAUUUGUGUGCACAAGCACAAAUCAAAAGUCCCAAGGCAGCAGGAAGCAGGCCUCAAGAGGGUGCAUCUGGACAUUUAAUGAUGGACGGACCUAUACAAUGCUGCAGCUCCUAAAAGGACUUCUGUGUGCAAUGGAACUUCCUCUCCUGUCCCCACCAGCCCCCUGCACACACUCAAAAUUAUAUUGGGGGACCCUCCAGAGCUGCUUUUGGGAACCCAUCAGGGUAGGAAAGGGAACGGAAGUCCUGUUGCACUAGUGGAACCCUGCUGGCACAGCAUUGGAUACAAUGCAAGGUUUUAAAAAAUGUCCACAAAUUGCACUUGCAUUCUAUGUUCACAGACAGUAAAAGCAAUGUCUUCCUGUGUAUGCUAGAAUCCACACUGUAUAUCCAAUAAAGGUUUCCAAUACAGUCACAAAAGAAGUGCUGUCUCUUGGACAUCUCCCCCUCCCAUUUGCAGAUGCUCGCAGCCUCAAAGCAGUUGCUUGCAUGCCCAGCCUUUUUCAAUAGAGGUCGGAUGUGUCCUUACAGGCCAGGAAAGAGCUGCCAUCUGUUUUGCUCAAGGGUCAAACAAAGGAAUGCAGAAGCAACCUCUGGCUUCUGCAGGAAACACCAGCAGCCCUCAUAUGUGCUUCAUCCCAGGGACAUAGGCAGCAGUGCUAUGCCUGACUCCCUGAGCCGCCUGAACAGAGGUGCAAAGAGAUGGAGAGGGCAGGUGAAAGUAGGACCCAAUGCUGCUGCUGCUAUAUGGAGCUCUGAACUCCUUGCACAGGGUGGAAAAACUUGACCCUCUUCUACAGCCAAAAGUUAGGCAAAGACUUUGUGAACUGUAAUUGUUAUGUUGAUAUAUGGUCUUCCUGUCAUUUCUUUUAGAUCAGGGUAGUCCAGCGUGUGGCCUUUUUUGGCAGCCCUCAGCAACAUUUGAUUCCCGCCUCCCCCCCCGCCCCCCGCCGCUGCCCUCAUGCUAUCUUCCGAAAGCUGGUUAAGUGAGGUUCUGGACUUUGGGAAGGAAACGCAAUGCUCUGGCAGGGUCCUAGAGUCCUCCUUCCUCCUUCCCAAAGCCUAGGUAGUGCUUUCCCAGCUUUAGGAAGAAGGUGGGAGGACUCUAGGACCCUGCCAGAGCCUCACAGUUCCUUCCCAAAGACCUGUGCCUCACUUAGCCAGUUUUGGGAAGGCAGUGCAAGGACUGAGAGGGGGUGUCAAAUUUUGGCCUUGCUUCCUUCCCCCUGUGCGACAAGGCAGUUUGCAGCCCUUGGGUUCUGUGCCGAAGUACUCUUGGUAUGAAAAGUUGGACCACCUUGUUUGAGAUGAUUAUGCAAGGAAGUGAGGCACAUCUCAGCCAAGGCUACUCAGUAUCUUGUCUGAAGUUCUCAAAAUACUUACCUGAAGUAUUGCAGGACAAGGAAGUUGCACAAUGUCCUCUUACAUAGCUUGCUUUGUAGCAGAGGUACCUCCUAAGGGCUCGCUGCACUCCCAGCACCCUCUGAGUGCUGACAAUGACUUCUUCCAGCUGAUUAUUAUCCGUUUCUGUUCCGGGCAGAGCAAUUUCAAUAUUGCCAUUCUGAAUGUGGGAGCCCCUGCAGCCGGCAUGAAUGCAGCAGUCCGGUCAGCUGUGCGUGUUGGGAUCUGCCAAGGCCACACAAUGUAUGUGGUGAAUGAUGGCUUUGAAGGCUUGAGCAAAGGACAGGUGAGUCUCUCUAAUUGGAAGGGAGGAGGUCCUCCCUCCUGUCGGACUACUAGUCCUUCUCAUUUCUUUGUAAAGUAGAGCAUCUACAGGGCAACAUUCAUUUGGAACUCCAACUGUCAUUUGUGCUGCAAAACUGGCACCAUGAUUUAUGAAUUUCUGAUUGGAAGGGACAGAGGUGAGGCGGAGUUGGUUGUAACAGGAAGCAAAAUAUCAAUUUGAUCUUUCUUCUUUUAAACCACACUGCUUUCACUUUCAAAUCCAAGGUUUGGAAGACAACCUGGUGCAGUUGGGAAUGGCUGGGCGAAUCAUGAGAGGUCUAAUGAAAUGUUUCUUCUCGUAGAUCCGAGAGGUGGGCUGGCACGAUGUUGCAGGCUGGCUAGGGCGUGGAGGAUCCAUGCUGGGGACCAAAAGGUAAGUUGACAUGACAGCCCACAGAGUGGUUCUCUGCAGAUGGGGAGAAAUUGCAGGACUGAGUUCAAAGAGGGGACGAUACAGGUAAAACCUUCCAAAAGGUUGGUACCUGUUACGAAGUGUGUAGUGAGCAUGCAAGCCUGCAAUUCUCACAUGCAAUCUGGCUCUCAUUUCAAGGGAUCUUUUGUUCUAAAAUGGAAUUAGUUUAUUAUCUCAGGGGGUGCAUAGCAUAGCAUAGCAGUUUUACACAAUUGUCCUUCACCUAAAACAGAGCAAACCUUUCUCAACCUUUCAUGAAGGUGAUCAGGGAUGUAUCACUGCUUAAUUUAUUACAGAACUAUUGUAAUUUAAGAAUUCUCCCCCUGCAGCUUAUCUUACCUCUGCCUUCCAGUUGUGGAAAUUAAUUGUUUGUGUGGCUGUUUUUCCUGUAUGAUUUAUUCUUAAAAAUUGCUGGCCACUGUCAGCAUAUCAACAUAUUUCUCUGAAAGGUCUCUUGAUAACAUACCAAGCUUAUGACAAUCAGUUUUUCUAUGUACUCAUUCUUUGCUAUUCUAUAUUCUUUUCUUACCAUAGUCAUCUCAUAACCAGCUUUCUCCAUAGACACUUUCCCCCUUUAACAUUCCAGUGUCAUUUGUCUUCUUCAUUUCUUAGACGCAAACCUAAAAUUGCCAAGCUUCUAUCUUAUUUUUUCAGCUGUCGGAAAUGGAAAGUGCAUGCCUGAACUUCUUGGACAGUCAUCAUGCUCCUGUAUUAUCUCUACAGGAUCCUUCAUUAUUGUUAGUUCAUGGCCCUUUGUUUAUUUUAUUUCUCUUUCAUAGAAUGCUUUAUCUGCUUCUCCUGAAUGUUUUGGUGCUCUAUGAUAAGCAAACAUAAUAUUUUCUGUUUCCUACUUCCUUGCCAAUUCUUCAUUGUCUCAUUUGGAGGGCUUCCAAAAUAGUUAUUCAAUGUGGAAUUGCCAUGCUUCAUUCUCUCAUUUCUUUAUAGGCCACCCACAUGCUGCAAGUCUUAAAGUGGGAGGCUCACAAUGGCUUUUGCAAGGUUCCUCCCCCGCUUCCCUUUUAAUCCCCCAGUCUCACUCUAACUGUAAAGGUUAGGGAGGCCUGCAAAGGCUUUUGGAAGCCUCUUCCUGCUCCCCGCCUUUAAUAUUGGGGUGAAAGGGAUUUUUGACAAUAGGGUAGUCCUGCCCACCUGUCAGUCAUGUGAUGUCAUAAUGAUGCCACCUGUCAAAUUUGACCCACAAGGCAGAUCCUAAUAAGGAUCUCAUUGGUGAAGCCAAAAAAGAUUCCCACCCCUGCUUUAGGUUGAUAAUCAAGUUGUGCAAUGUUAAAAAGGGUGAGUCUUAAAUGUUGCAAACUCUUGGGUUUGCAUAAUAAUGUCAUGAGACUUGAGUCCCAUCAGACAGGAAGCAUUAUCUCAUCCAAAUUGCUCUCCUUUCUGGUAAACAGGGCAGGGGGACCUACUGAGCUUGCCAUUUAUUCCUGUGGGCUCUGAAAUUUUGUGAGGGUUUGAAAUGUGAUGGCAAUGGUGAUGAUUGCGUCUGAAACCUGAUGGGGUCUGCGUGCAUGCAAAUACUCAUCUAUAAAUUAAAUAUGGGGCAGAGGAUCUUAAAAUGCGUACUGCAAGUAUGAAUUUGGAUAAUGUUCACCAGUUGCACAUUCUUGCCAUAAAGUGCAUGCGGCCUCUAUAAUAACUGGUUUAUUUAAACUGGUAAUGAAUGCAAAACCAGAUCUGCUACAGACACAAGUUUCAUUGGACUGUUUCGCCAGUCAAGAAUCCCUGUGGAAUUCAGUCCUCCAGAGAUUUGUCUCCUUACAGUCCUCGGUCUCAGCUGUGCUGUGUCAGCUUAACAGAUAAUUUCACUGUACAUCCUGUUGCUGUAUCCCAGGGGUCGGCAAACUACAGCCCACGGGCCAGAUCCGGCGCAAUUGCCCUCAGCAUCCGGUCCACAGACAAUCUGUGAAUCGUGUGGAUUCCUUCUUUUAAAAAAUUUUGUUAAUUUUUUUUCUGCGCCACCAUUUUUUUUGUGGGGCACCAUUUCCACACACACACAUAGCGGCAUCUCCUCCCUCCUGGUUUUCCUUGUCCUUUUGCCCGCCCUACAUAGAGGAGGAAGGGGGCUGGGCUGAGCUGGCUGAGUGCCAUUUUGGGCAGUGCCUCUCCGGAGCCAGCGAGCACCUUUUGGGCCGCUCUUGCCGCCGCCACCAGCCUCUGCCGCUCGCAAGGGCAGGCACAGGAGCCGUGGUUGGCAGAGGGCAGCGCCUCUCCCAACCGCGGCUCCUGUGCCUGCCCUUGCAAGUGGCAGAGGCUGGCAGCAGUGGAGGGAUGAGCGGCCCGAAGCAGCCCUUUCGGGCCGCUUGUCCCUCCGCCGACAGCCUCUGCCGCUUGCAAGGGCAGGCACAGGAGCCGCAGUUGGGAGAGCACAGCGCUUCUCCGGAGCCAGCCAGCCCUUGCGCCAGCAGCACCAUAGGUAGGCGGGGGGGGAGGGGCUGGGGGAGAGAGAGAAGACCCCAAUGCUGGGUGCGUGCCUGCCACAAGGUCUGGGGGACGGUGAACCUGCCCCCUCCAAAAAAAGUUUGCUGACCCCUGCUGUAUCCCAUUGCAGAGACUGUAUAGCUGGAAUAGUCACAGGUUGCAAGCAUGAACUCAUUUCCAAAUCAUUUACAAGGCCAUUGCAAAUGUAACAGUUUUGCAUGUUACAUCUUUACCCUUUCCUGUACUGACCCCGCUUCACUUGUGUAGUACAGUAUUUCUUAAGGGAGUGUGAUAAGUAGCGACUGAAGUAACCACCUGCUAUGUGAACUGCCAGGAUUAUGUUCCCUCACAUAGACAGCCUCGUUUGUGCUUAGUUCUGCAGGUGAAGAGUGACCACAGAUCUUUAUGAGCUAUCUGGCUAAGUACCUAUUCUACUGGGCUUAUCUGAACAUAAGAGUCUUUUCCAGAGUAUCUGGACUGUACUCUUCAAUUGUUAGCAUGGCCAAAGUGGGAGAAAGUUGGUUUAAUAAGCAUGUUUCCUCUUGCUGGUCAGUAGGCCAUUCAUUCUGCAGGAAGCAAUACAAAAGGUGCAUUGUUCCUAAAUGACUUGCACUUGCCAGUCUGUGGGAGUGAGCCUGUCUGUCUCUGCUCCCUUGGCAAAGAACAUAUCCUAUCAAAGGCUGGCCGUUGGUGCAUGCUCUAGCUUGCCUUUAUGCUGUUAUUUGGAAAGUAAGGCAGCAAAUUAAACGUGGAAGAUUUCAAAGCAUCUCUUUGCCUGCUUCAUGAAAUUGGCGUCUCUUCUCUUUUCCUUCACUGUGCUAAGACAAUCCUAUUCUUAAGCAGGUGCGGUAAAGCAGGAAGAGGCAGGCAUCGUGAUGCAGCUUUUCUAACAGCUUGUUUUGUUCUUGUUUUGCCAGAACGCUUCCCAAGACAUGCAUGGAAAAGAUUGUCGAAAAUGUCCGGAAAUUUAACAUCCAUGCACUGCUGGUUGUUGGAGGAUUUGAGGUGUGGAGAAGUUCAUCGGACACUUUCAGAUUUGAAUGAGAAAUGCCUCUCUCCUUUUCCUAAAAAGCUGGGCCAGGCAUGAUUGCACUGAUGUUGGUACUUCAGUGUGUAGACAGACUGCAAGGCUGGAAUUACCCACAUUGAGCUGCAGCUCAGUCAUAGAACACAUGCCCUUUAAACCCCAUCCACUUCCACCUUCCCCAUCCCAAUUCCUCCUCCCUUCCAGCUUUCUUCCACUCAUCACCUAAAUAACCCUCCCAUAUUCCCCCUCAUAUCUCUAAAUGCCAUCUUAACCACUCCCCUGCCAGUUCCACUUGCUGCUUCCCCAAUUCCUCCCUUCGCUCCCCCCCCCCCCCCCGCCAGCCACCAAAGAACUAAAACUGCCAUACACAGAAACCCUUUUUCCCCACACCAAGGCCUUCCUGUAAUCCCCACCAUCAUGUACUACAGACAUGAGUUUUCCUUUCUCCCUGCCCCCCCACCCAUCCUCCUUCCCCCACUCCUGCCUUUAGACCCUUGGGAAGCAGCCAAUAAAAACCAUGUGAUGACUGACUAGGUUAAAUAUAGUAUAUAGUGAGAUCUAUAGAGUUGGUCUCUUUUUGGUCUCUUUUCAUAGUACCUUUUGUUUCAACAAUUGCAAUCCUCUUUAGUAAACAUAUGCUUUAAAUGACUAUGUAUCAAAAAUACCUCUGGACUGAUAGAUACCCAGUUUCCAAGGGUUCAUUUCAAGGUCAUGACUCCUACCCAGCUCAAGAGAGUCGAUCAAAAUUUUGAUUUAAGAUGCUCAGAGGUGUAAAAUUUCUUUUUAUCUCUUACUUCUUGCAGCCCAGUGCUUAGGCUUGGGUAUGUGGCUUACAUUUCUGCCACUCUUGUCUUUUGCAGGCGUAUGAGGGAGUACUACAAUUGGUGGAAGCUCGUGGUCAGUAUGAUGAGCUUUGCAUCAUUAUGUGUGUGAUUCCAGCCACCAUCAGCAACAACGUCCCAGGCACUGACUUCAGCCUGGGUUCUGAUACAGCUGUCAAUGCUGCCAUGGAGGUAAGAUGGGUCUAUCCAGCAGCCACAGAAUGCCGGGAACUAGGCAUGCGGGGAGAUGAAUUAUAUAACCUUUGUUUCAUCAAUGUAUUUCUAUUGCAUAUAUCAGAAAUGUUGGCAAGAAAGAUAGAGGAGGCAGGAGGUGGAGCAGGGGAGUAAUACAGACCACGUAAAACUACACCUGCCCCAGCAUGGUAGACAGAAACUCAGCUUAACACCUGGGCAACUAAGCAUCCUUUUCCUUCCUCCCCAAUCUGUAGAGCUGUGACCGCAUCAAGCAGUCCGCCUCGGGCACAAAAAGACGAGUGUUCAUUGUGGAGACGAUGGGCGGUUACUGCGGCUAUUUGUCUACAGUGACUGGCAUUGCAACAGGAGCUGAUGCUGCCUACGUCUACGAAGAUCCUUUCACCAUUCAUGACUUAAAGGUGUGCUGGUGGCAGAAUUGAGCACGUGAAGUGCUGUUUGAAUGUCGUGAGGUGGCCCAGAAAGAUGGUUUCCUGGCAUUUGUCAGAUGUGCAAGGGGCAGGAAAAUGGGUGAUAACUGGGGGUGGAUGAGGAGGGAAUAUGGAAAAGAAGAUGACUCCUGGUUGGGGGAAAAAUUCCAAACUUCAAAUCAAUGCUUAUCAGGAACCUAUAAGUUGUUAUUGAUUUGUGUACUUCAUGUUGCAGCCCUCCCCUUUCAUAAGAACUUGCAUGAAAGUGGCCUCUCAAUUUUUCUCACAGGCUCAUAUAAGUUCAGCACAAACAGUUGGGCCUGGUGAGCAUUUAAGGUCCCCAACCCUAAUCUGCUGGUUGCCAUCUGAUUGGAUUUUAUUCUGAUCCUGAUCUGAUUUCCGGAUGUAUUUUAAUUGAUUGGCUGAUUUUACGUUAAUGUGUUAUACAUUUGAUGUUAGCCGCUCUGAGCCCGGUUUUGGCCAGGGAGGGCGGUGUAUAAAUAAAAAAUAUUAUUAUUAUUAAACAAUAUUUGAAAAAAGCAAGACCUAAAUUACAUAUGUAGUUCUAUAAAAUGCAGACAUCCUAUCUUACAUAAGUCAUGUUCCAUCUGUGAGAAGACUGAAGUGUUCCCAAUGAAUCCUGUAACUUAUCUGGAUAUUGGAAGUGCAGGUGAGAUGAACUGGCUGAAAGAGAGAGGAGAUAUUUGGACCACGUGUGGUGGCAAUGCUCAUCAUGACAACUCGUCUGUCUCAUUUUACAGAGUAAAUUAAAAAUGAGGCAGAAUUAAUUAUCCCUCUGCCACCCUUUUCCACUACAGCAAAUUUUGGCUCCAAAGCCCAAGGCAGUUAGGAUGGAAUUCAAAGUAGCUCUGUUACAUCAGACAAGCAUUUUGCUUGCUUGAGGCAACAAUCUCUCCUCUCCUUAGACAUGCCUUAUACAAGCAUUUAUGCUAGCAAACUCCUGAUCAUAGAACAAAAGCAAUAUAUCAUCUGAUGGUGACCACUUCUCCAUCUCUGAUUUUUUCCAUUCUUGUUCUGGGGGAGCCUGUUGCCUUUGCCAGCUUUGCUGGCAAUGAAUACACCCAAGCUAUAAAAUGGUUUACUUGAAGACAGCCUUCUGCAACAUAGUGUCUUCCAGAUGUUUCUGACUACAACUCCCAUCAUCCCUGGUCAUUGGCCAGGCUGGCUAGGGCUGAUGGGAGUUGGUGUCCACCAACAACUGCAGGGCACCAGAUUGGGGAAGGCUGACUUACAUUGAUCUCAAUGGAACAAAUGCAGCAACUGUUGUUCAUAUAAAUGUGUUGCUAUCAAGAACAACAGUGACCAAGAUUAUUCAAGCUGCUAAAACAUUCUGUUUCCCUCCUGGUUAACCUUUUCUUUUCACUUGUUUGUUGCACUUAAUGACAGUUGAUUCUAACACAGUCAGGCUUGAGCAAAGCAUUUAUAGUCUUGUCUUAUCUAAUCUCAUUCUCUCUGUAGCUCAGAAGUGACAUUUCCUUCUUCCUUUUUCUGAAGAGCUGUUUUCUCUUGAAUCAGCAAAAUUUGUUCCAAUGAAAACGAUUGGUCUUUGUGUCUUUCCAGGCAAAUGUUGAACAUUUAACUGACAAAAUGAAAACAGACAUUCAGAGAGGCCUAGUACUGCGGUGAGUUGUGGAAAAGGCACUGAAACGGCCGUGCUUCAGUUCUUGAAGAAGAUGGAAAUCUUCAGUGUCAUCUGGGAUUGAAAUAACUUUUAUCUCUGUAGCUUUUUGAAUACACAAUUUUAUAUUGAGUGUGCCAAUGCUAUGGCAGCAGCUCUUUUAAAAAGGCUGAGACGGUAGCUGAAAAAGGCAUAAAGAGAUUUGGGGCUCAGACUGUCUUUUUCAGACUGUCUCCCUCAAGAAAGGAGGGAGCAAGUGAUGUGUUCAGCAGAGGGAGUGUACUAUAUCUGUGAUAGGAGCAUCUGUGGCCCUCCAAAUGAUUCUGGACUCCCAUCUCCCAGCAGUCCCAGCCAACAUGGUCAAUGCUCAGGGAUGAUGGGAGCUUGGUUCACUGCCUCUGAACUAUGGGAAGCAUCAGCUAAUAGUGCAGGAUGCCAUCACCUGCUCCUGGAUCACAGGGUUGGCACUGUUCUCUGUGACUCUGCUGACCCAAUCCCUGGAGUAUUGCCAAGACUUGCAUCUCUGUAGCAUGCGUGAAUAGUGACUCAGCACAAAUGAAGGAAUUGCAGCCUAGAAACCUCUGAAACACUGAAAAGAGAUGGAUGGUUUUAGAAAUGUGAUGAGAUUAGGCUUGGCUCCCUGCCGGGAUGGAGAUCUGAUGGAUUCUACCGCAGUCCUGAGGAAAAAGGGUAGAGGAGAUUCCUCAAGUGCAAGGCUAGUACAGGGGAGAGAAUGGUUUUGCCAGUGCUCAGUAGCUGGCUACACUGUCACUGGUUUAGUUCUGCUUCCUUUGUCUAAAUUUUGUCAGCAUUUGCCUGAAACCCAGUUCUCUGUGUAGUCCUGGCAGAGCAAAACUUUAAGAAUAUUCAAUCUCGCACACUUCUUGGAUCAUAAAGGACUCUUCUCCAAAGCUCUUAUCCCUGGUGUUGUUAACUUGUGCAAACAAACUCACUUCAUUUUGAUUUUUCUUUCCAAAAACUGUCUUUCCCUUGUUUUGGAAUUAAGAUAAAGUCUGUGUGCAGAAUUCAGAACCUCAGAAAAUAUUUUUAAAAGCUAAAACACAUAUCCUGAAAAACCCAAUAAAAAUUCAGCAUACAAUCAGGAACCAGUCACUGAAACAAGAUCAAGAAUGAGUUAAGAAUGAGUGACCCUGGUGUGUUUCAUUGGAUUUCUACCAAGAAAGCCCCACCUUUAUUCUUGUUGUGGAUUAGGAGAUGAAACCUGAAGCAGGGCCCUCCUUAUGAAAUCAGAGGGCAGAAGGUCUUGUAUGGAAAAAGCCAGUGUAUAAAAAACACGAGACUCCGCCACCGAGGGCUUCAGCAUUUUAAAUCAGUUGGGCCCAUGAUGCUUUCUAUGCUGUGUUUUCUGUGAGAGAUACAGUCAUACUCACUUAGUGCAUCAAAGGGGAGGAGGGGCUGUAGCGCAGCAGGUAAAGCACAUACAUUUCAUGUAAAAGUCCCUGGGUUCGAUUCCCACCAGGCCUGGGAAAAUGCUCCUUCCUGAAACCCUGAAGCUCCACUGCUUGUCAAGUGUCAACAGCACUGAGCUAGAUGAGUUUUGACUUGGUAUUAUUAGGCAGCUGCCUGUGUUUUAAAGUGCCUUCUCCCUUUUGCUGUCUUCUUAGCAACGAGAAGUGCCACGAGCACUAUACCACUGAGUUCCUCUACAACUUAUACUCCUCCGAAGGGAAAGGAAUAUUUGACUGCAGGAUCAACGUCCUAGGCCACCUCCAGCAGGCAAGUAUUGCUACAUAUUGGGUAGCCACAAGGCAGUGUCAGGCUAAGUCACUUCUAAUGGAUUAGAAGAUUACUGGUGGAGAAAAGGCAGGCAGGCAGGCAGAUAUUAACUGGGAAAAACAGCAGAGCUUUUGUUUGAGAGUUUGUAACCAGAAUACUUUUUGUCUUGCAUGAAAACACUCAUCAGCUACUUCUUCCAUUCAGGGCAGUGGGGUACAUGCCAAGGUCCUGUUUUCCAGCUUUCAGCUGACCGGGGGUUUUUGUUUAGUUUUCAUUGAACUGUCUUCAUUUUGCAGAAGAGGCUUGCAAAAUGGCUGCUCAGUGGGAUGGCCCCAGCAGAAGAACAGCUGGGCCUCCCUUGCAGCAGGAGUGGCAUGACCACCCUUUGGGCUCUGCCUUCAUUUCCUUUUCUCUGUCUAUAGGGAGGUGCCCCAACCCCCUUUGACCGCAACUACGGCACCAAGCUGGGUGUGAAAGCUGUACUGUGGAUGUCGGAGAAGUUGAAGGAAGUUUACCGCAAGGGUAUGUUCAGAGAGGAUCACCUUGGGAACGGAAAAUUUUCACCCUGGUGUUUUGUAAUAGGGAAGAUCCUCAGGAGAACUUUGGCAGAAUGAGGUGAACUUCUUAUGCACCAUGCCUCCAUCUGCCUGUCAACCACUUUUAUGGUUGCUAAUCAACCGAGGAGAGGGAUUAAGGGAGUUGGGUGAAGCACCACUGCUCCUUCAGUAAGGGACAAAUGCCAGGAGGCUGCUGUGCACAUGUGCCUUCCCCCUUACCAUGAGAGAUGGUCCAUUCCCUGCCAGGGCCUAGCCAGGACUGUGCAGGGUGGCACCCCAGGGAACCAUUGUAAUUUGAAGCAUCUGGUCUGUACCUAGGAGGAGGAUGCUAUCCUAAAGUGAGGCCUCCUUGGUUUGCUGUGCUUGUGCUUUGAAGCCACUGAGUGCUCUGUGGGGACUGCUCACGAGGCCAGCAUUUCAGUGUGUGCCCAUAGUCAUUGAAAACAGUAUGCAACUAAUUUUCUUGAGUCCUGUUGACUUGCUGGGGUUCCAGGAGCCUCUAUAGCUACUGGCUCUCUGCCGGAGACAACCAGGGUAGCCACAUCCAGGCCUUCUCAAGUAAUGGCAAGCCGUUUGGUUGACGUCAGAAUUUCUCGGCACCACACCUAAAAGUCCUCUCUGUUUCCACAGGCCGGGUAUUUGCCAAUUCUGCCGAUUCUGCCUGUGUGAUAGGCCUGAAGAGGAAGGCUGUGUCAUUUAGCCCUGUGACUGAGCUCAAGAAAGUCACAGAUUUUGAGUAAGUAGGCACCUCUUUUGCCAUCUGAGUCACGGAAUGUGAGAUUCUGGGAGCAGGGAGGACACUUCCUGCCAGUGCUUUUCAUGGAAAGGACUGGUGGGCAGAGCGGCUGUGAGGCGUCAACUACAGUCCUCUUCUCUGUUUUGUGCUUCCUUUCUAAGGGAAGUGGGAAGUGCCCAGAUAUUUUGGGAAAUGGUGAGGUACUCUCUGUUUGCUGGCCAGCCUUGUGACUUGCUUGCCAGUGGGGACAUUUUCAUCCCUACUGGGAGUCAAAUGUUCAGAAUUUAGCAUACUGAGCAUCAAAGUGAGCUGGGUGAGUUCCUUGCCUGCCUCUCCCUUGAUGAAUUCUUACUUAAGAUAUGCUCCACAGCCACAGAUGGGUGGAGGCUGCCUGUAAACAGGGAUAUGGGCGGGCCGGUGUGUUUCCAAUCUGUGUCAGUUUCACAUGUGUUCAGCCAUAUCCCCUCCCAUUUCUGCAUUAAUCUCUUUGAGUUUUAAAAAACUUCAGAAGAAAAUGUUUAAAUGGUGUUUAAAUAUGUAUAUUUGGAUGUCUUUUUCCCACAACAUACAAAUUGCUGAAAGCUUUUCCCGUCAAAGUAAAGGUAAAGGGACCCCUGACCAUUAGGUCCAGUCGUGGCCGACUCUGGGGUUGCGGCGCUCAUCUCGCUUUAUUGGCCGAGGGAGCCGGCGUACAGCUUCCGGGUCAUGUGGCCAGCAUGACUAAGCCGCUUCUAGCGAACCAGAGCAGCACACAGAAACGCCGUUUACCUUCCUGCUGCCUAUUUAUCUACUUGCACUUGGACAUGGUUUUGAACUGCUAGGUUGAUAGGAGCAGGGACUGAGCAACGGGGAGCUCACCCCGUUGCAGGGAUUCAAACCACCGAUCUUCUGAUCAAGUCCUUGGCUCUGUGGUUUAACCCUCGUCCCUCCCGUCAAAGUACACACUUGUAAUUAUACCUUAUCGUAAAAUACGCAUUUUGCUACACUUUUUGAGCCUUCUGUGUUCAGCACAGAAUCUGAUCUGUACAUCCCUCUGGGAGGUAAAGAUCGGGGUCAAUUCCUGUUGCAAUUUGCAAAGAUUUGAAUUCCCCCAACCAGGAGAGGGGAAUUGACUUCACAGGUGCACAGAGCUGCUCUGCUUAUUGCUAACGACAUCACACAUUCCAGGGCUGAGCCCCAGCUCAGACUGAACCCUGGUGCUGACUUCGCUUUCCCCCUCCUUUCUUGCAGACACAGGCUCCCCAAGGAGCAAUGGUGGCUGAACCUGCGCCUUAUGCUGAAGAUGUUGGCCCACUACCAGAUCAGCCUGACUGAAUAUGUGUCUGGGAAGAUUGAGCAUGUCACCCGUCGCACGCUCAGCAUCGAAAAGGGGUUCUAG
Messenger RNA from Podarcis lilfordi (Lilford's wall lizard), 39839 nucleotides. Lineage: Eukaryota; Metazoa; Chordata; Lepidosauria; Squamata; Lacertidae. The record is from the annotation of a GenBank genome assembly.